UGUAAAAAAGUAUGGAAAAAAUUAAUAUAACUUUAAUUAAACUUUAUAUUUUAUGACUUUUUCUAUUAAAGUAUAAAAUUUAUUAACAAAAAAAAUGACUAGUGAAAUUCAAAUCACAAGCAUCGUAAAUGAUAUUUUAAAAGUAGAAGCUAUAGAAGAAGCUUUUAGUUGUGUUUUGGUGCAUCAUCCAAAUAGUGAAAAUGAAAAAAUAACAGCAUGGCAAACAGAAUUAUCAUCUACUAUGUCAAAUUUGUCCAAAGAACAACAAGAAAAUGCAGUAAGACAAUUUUUAACCAUGGCAGCAGCAAUGACUAAUCAUAAAAGAUUACAAUUAUUAUUGUCAUUACUUGAAAACUUAGUUACAUCAAAUGUCUUAGCAGCAAGACUUGUAUGUGAAUGUAUAUUAAAUUGUGAUAAACUUCAAUAUCAAUUAGAAGAUUUUUGGAUUGAAUGUUUUGUUCUUAUUCGACAUAUUAUUGGAGGAGUUGAUUAUAAAGGUGUCAGAGAAAUAAUGAAGGGAUGCAAAGAAAAAGCACAAACAAUUCCAGCAAGAUUAGAUGCAUCUAUUCAACCUCAAUUAAAAGCUUUAGAAAAUGUACUUGAAUAUAUUUUUGAUAGAAAUGCUUUAUUACCAGGCUAUUUUAUUGUAACUGAAAUUCAAAAGGCUUAUCCUGAUGGUAAAAAUUGGCCACAUUGGAAAUUAGCAAAAUUGCUUUCAAAUUUUGUCGAAAGUUUUCGUAAUACUGCGCAAAUGGUAUCUAUAGUUGGACAUUCAAAAAUGUUACCAGUAGUGGAACAUACUGGAUAUGCAGAUUUGAUUAAUCCUUGGGUACUUGAUACUACAACAUUAAAAUUUUCAUUAAAAGGAAAUUUGCCUUAUGAUGAAGAUUUACUUAAACCUCAAACAGGAUUGCUUAGAUAUGUGUUAGAACAACCAUAUAGCAGGGAUAUGGUGUGUUCAAUGCUUGGCUUACAAAAACAGCAAAAACAGCGUUGUAUAGCUUUAGAAGAACAAUUAGUUGAACUUGUUAUUCUUGCUAUGGAACGUGCAGAAAAUGAAACGUUACCAGCAGAAGGAACUGAUGGAACUGUUGCAAAUCAUUAUGUAUGGUUGCAUCUUUCAUCACAACUUAUAUAUUUUGUACUUUUUUCAUAUGCCUGUUUUCCGAGUAUCGUAAUGGCAAUACACGAUAAAUUAGCAGGAAGAGAUUUAAGAAAGGGAAGAGAUCAUUUAAUGUGGGUUCUGUUGCAAUUCAUUUCUGGAAGUAUUCAAAGAAACCCUUUAUCAAAUUUUUUGCCAGUAUUAAAACUGUACGAUCUUCUUUAUCCAGAAAAAGAACCUUUACCAGUUCCGGAUUAUACUCAGGCAUUAUGCACUCAUCAAAUGGCUAUUACAUGUAUAUGGAUACAUUUAUUAAAGAAAGCUCAAUCUGAACAUUCAAACAUUCAUAGACCAAUACCACAUACUUUAAAACUUCAUCAUGAAUUUUUGCAACAUUUAGUUAUGCCUAAUACAUCUUUAUGUAUGGGUUCAGAUUAUCGCAUUGCUUUGUUAUGUAAUGCAUAUUCUACAAACCAAGAUUAUUUUGGCAGGCCAAUGGCUGCUUUAGUGGAUACUAUACUUGGUACUCAAAAAGGUCAACAACAGCAGCCAAUGCAAACAUUACAAAAUAAUGCAGCUCUUGCAAGUGGACCAACCACACCAUUAUCAAUGUCAAUAUUGGAUUCGUUAACUGUUCAUUCAAAAAUGAGUCUAAUACACAGUAUUGUUACUCAUGUUAUAAAAUCAGCACAAUCUAAAAGCAAUAUGGCAUUAGCACCAGCACUAGUUGAAACUUACAGUAGAUUACUUGUAUAUACUGAAAUUGAAAGUCUGGGCAUCAAAGGUUUCAUCAGUCAAUUACUUCCAACAGUUUUCAAAUCUCAUGCAUGGGGAACAUUGUAUACAUUAUUAGAAAUGUUUAGUUACAGAAUGCAUCAUAUACAACCACAUUACAGAGUACAACUUUUAUCUCAUUUACAUAGUCUUGCAGCUGUGCCACAGACAAAUCAAACACAACUUCAUUUAUGUGUGGAAAGUACUGCUCUUCGUUUAAUUACUGGAUUAGGAUCUGCUGAAGUGCAACCACAAUUAUCUCGAUUUUUAUCAGAACCUAAAACUCUUGUAUCAGCAGAAUCUGAGGAAUUAAACAGAGCUUUGGUAUUAACACUAGCACGCUCUAUGCAUGUUACAGGAACAGGAUCAGAUAGUCAUAGUGGUACAUGGUGUAAAGAAUUAUUAAACACAAUCAUGCUAAAUACCCCACAUUCAUGGGCUAAUCACACUCUUCAAUGUUUCCCUCCAGUAUUAAGUGAAUUCUUCCAACAAAACAGUGUACCAAAAGAAAACAAGCAACAAAUUAAGAAAGCAGUAGAGGAAGAAUAUCGAAAUUGGGCUUCUAUGAGUAACGAAAAUGACAUAAUAGCACACUUUUCUGUCCCAGGUACACCACCUCUAUUUUUAUGUCUUUUGUGGAAGAUAAUUUUUGAAACUGAUCGAAUUAGUCCAAUUGCAUAUAAAAUCUUAGAAAGAAUUGGAGCUCGAGCUUUGUCGGCUCAUCUUCGAAAAUUCUGUGAUUAUCUUGUGUUUGAAUUUGCUAAUAGUGUAGGUGGACAACAUGUGAAUAAAUGUGUUGAUACAGUUAACGACAUGAUAUGGAAAUAUAACAUUGUAACUAUUGAUAGAUUAAUUCUUUGCCUAGUGUUAAGAACUCAUGAAGGUAGUGAUGCUCAAGUAUGUUUUUUUAUAAUCCAAUUAUUAUUAUUGAAAGCCAUUGAAUUUAGAAAUAGAGCUCAAGAAUUUGUAAAAGAAAAUUCUCCAGAACAUUGGAAACAAUCAAACUGGCAUGAAAAACAUCUUGCAUUUCAUAGAAAGUUUCCAGAAAAGUUUGCUCCAGAAGGUAUUAUGGAACAAACUAGUGGAGGACCUAGUCAAUAUCAGAGUUUACCUGUUUAUUUUGGAAAUGUAUGCUUACGAUUUUUACCGGUUUUUGAUAUCGUUGUACAUAGAUAUUUGGAAAUUCCAGCUGUAUCAAAAAGUUUAGAAACACUUCUAGAACAUUUGGGAUGUUUAUAUAAAUUUCAUGAUCGACCUGUUACAUAUCUUUAUAAUACAUUACAUUAUUAUGAACGUAAAUUAAGAGAUAGACCACCUUUAAAACGACGUUUAGUAUCAGCUGUUUUGGGUUCUUUGAGAGAAAUUAGAGCACCAGGAUGGGCACUUUCAGAAGCUUAUCAAAUGUAUAUGACUCGAUCUUCUGAUGAUGUUGUUUCAUGGAUGCCUGAAUUGGAUUAUUAUAUUCGUUUAGUGCGAAGAAUUGUAGAAACAAUGUCAGGUACAGCACAUUUUCCUGCUACUGAUUGGAGAUUUAAUGAAUUUCCCAAUCCUGCUGCACAUGCAUUAUAUGUUACAUGUGUUGAACUUAUGGCUGUUCCUGUUGCACCAAAUAUAGUUGCCAACUCAUUGUUAGAUGUAGUUGCAAAAGGGUAUACAGUGAUACCAUCGGAUGAAAUUCAUCUAUGGAUAAAUUGUGUUGGUUUAUUAUUGGCUGCUUUACCAGAAUGUUAUUGGUCAGCACUUCAUGAUCGAUUAGUAGAAACUAUUAGCAGUCCAGGAUUAGCUAGUUGGCAAUAUAAUAAUUUAACUCCAUUUCAAAUGUUUAAUUUUAAUAACACACAUAAUAGUUUAUUGGAAAAUAAAUACAGUUAUAUGUUGGCUUUGGCACAUUCUGUAUGGCAUCAUGCUGGUGUUGGACAAAUAACUACUAUGCCUCAAUUUAUCAAAGAAAAACUUCAACCAGUUGUAAAUAGUGAAGAACAAUUAAUAUAUGCUUGUCAUUUAAUUGGACCUACUUUAGCAAGAUUUAAUGCUGAAAGGCCACACUGUGUUGUAGAAUUAACAGUUUGCUUAUAUGAAAUGCUUGAACAAGUUGAUCGACUUCAAAAUCAUUUACAGUAUAUGGAUCCAGUUUGUGAUUUAUUAUAUCAUAUAAAAUACAUGUUUGUUGGUGAUAUGACAAAAAAUGAAGUGGAAUGUGUUAUACGAAGAUUAAGACCAGCAUUACAAAUGAGAUUACGAUUUAUUGCUCAUAUAAAUAUAGAUGAAAUUCAAUCUUCCUGAGAUAUUCUUCCUAAUAUUAUUAGUAAUAUAGAGCUAUCUAUAUAAAUAUUGCGUUAUAAGUAUGUGAAAUAUUAAUUAUGAAAAUCAUUAUUUAAAUUUUAUAUUUGAAAAUGUAUUUUUUACAUAUCAAGACUAAAUAUGUUAUAUAUUAUUUAAAAAAAAACUUGAUCUUCAUUUCAUAAGAUAAAAUAUGCAUAUAAAUCCAAAAUAAAAUAUUUUAAUAAAGUA
Apis florea (little honeybee) is the source of this 4387-nucleotide messenger RNA. RefSeq names its product mediator complex subunit 23 (gene MED23). Gene Ontology annotation, biological process: regulation of transcription by RNA polymerase II; positive regulation of gene expression. Gene Ontology annotation, cellular component: transcription regulator complex; mediator complex. Lineage: Eukaryota; Metazoa; Arthropoda; Insecta; Hymenoptera; Apidae. The record is from RefSeq and is a predicted model, not a curated record.